UGCGCUCUGCAUGGGAACACUUUCAUUUCUGCUUGUGUUACGUUGCUGGUGAGACGCCAAUCCAUUUCUAGUACUUGCGGAAACCUUGACUUUAGGACAAAAUGGGGCUGCCGCGGCUAGAAAGGUGUUGCUUUGUGUUUGAGCUGAAAACAGGGAACAUCAUAAUAGGAUGCAUCAACGGGGUGCUGACCUUCGUGAUGCUGGUCAUCAUGAUCGUUGAGGCGUCGAUGUUCGGCGUACUGCAGAACCAGGUGACCGGGCUCGACCCUGAGGAGCAGGCGGCGCUUACCGGCCUCUACGUGAUGAGCAUCAUCCUGGUGCUCAUGUUCCUCGCCAAGUUCCUGUUUGACGUCAUGUUUGUUUAUGGCGUAGUUACGGAGCGUGCGGGUAUCAUCAAGGCUUACUUCAUCACGUGGACAGUAUUCUUCUUGCUGUCGAUGUUUAUAUUCUUCCUGAACUGCCCCAAGUACUCUGCAGGAACUGUGUGUACUGAGCUCGUCUAUAUUGGGCUAAAUGUCUAUUCCAUACUACUUGGCUACAGUUUCUACAAACAACUCAAUAACAGAGAAGAGGUUUAAAUGUAUUUGAUAACAGAUGGCGUUGAAAUAAACCUAAA
Manduca sexta (tobacco hornworm) is the source of this 616-nucleotide messenger RNA. Its product is annotated as lysosomal-associated transmembrane protein 4A. The record is from RefSeq and is a predicted model, not a curated record. The coding region runs from base 102 to 578 and encodes 158 amino acids. NCBI's taxonomy places the organism in Eukaryota, Metazoa, Arthropoda, Insecta, Lepidoptera, Sphingidae. The transcript has 5 exons.